AUGGCAUCCGUCGUAGAGACCCAAACACCACUGACGAGCGCCAAUGGCGGCGUAGCGACCGGAGUCGUACACAAGAACCUGUCGCAAGCAACGCUACGCCCAAACCCGCCCCCCUCGCCUCCUGCAACCGAGACCGAUACCGAGACCGACUCAAACGCCUCGAAUGCGCCGCAACCAACAUCUACCACCACUACUACUACUACUACUACCACCGACCCGUCGUCGUCUCUAGAUCGCCAAAUCGAGGAGGAGAGAGAAGAAGAUGCGCCUGUGAUCUCGCCCGUGACGCCCCCGCCGUACUGGAUCAACAACAAUAGCAACAAUAACAACAACCCGCUCCACGCGAGGGGGGUAUCCUCCGCGUCCGUCGAGUCCCUCCCCGCGGGCGGCAUCACGCUGCUCGACAACGAGAGCAACAGCCUGGACGACCGGGGAAGCGCGUGCUGGGCCAAGAGCGUCGAGAUCACAGACUACGUCACCGUGAACGGCAGCGCGACCAACAUCGGCGCGUUCGUCGUCUGGAACAUUCGAGUCGAGACGUUAAGCGGAAGCUAUAUGAACAUACGAAAACGAUAUUCAGAGUUCGACGACUUCCGGUGGCGCCUCGUGCGCACGUUCCCCAACUUCGAGGCCGCGGUGCCCGAGCUGCCCCCCAAGAGCAUGAUAUCCAAGUUCCGGCCCAAGUUCCUGGAGAGGCGUCGGGCGGGUCUUCAGUAUUUUCUGAACUGUAUACUCCUGAAUCCCGAAUUCUCCGGCUCGCCUGUCCUGAAGGAAUUCCUCUUCUCAUGA
Molecule: messenger RNA, 789 nt
Organism: Daldinia caldariorum
Lineage: Eukaryota; Fungi; Ascomycota; Sordariomycetes; Xylariales; Hypoxylaceae
Product: Phox-like protein
Exons: 3
Coding region: 1-789 (262 amino acids)
Cellular component (GO): endosome
Molecular function (GO): phosphatidylinositol-3-phosphate binding
Source: RefSeq, a predicted model, not a curated record